Molecule: messenger RNA, 1047 nt
Organism: Bombyx mandarina (wild silkworm)
Lineage: Eukaryota; Metazoa; Arthropoda; Insecta; Lepidoptera; Bombycidae
Product: RDS/peripherin-like protein xRDS35
Cellular component (GO): plasma membrane
Source: RefSeq, a predicted model, not a curated record
AUGUAUUUAACAUGGUCAUCAUUUAAUAAUCUAAGAUUGUUCCUCAUGGCUUGUAUGCCUAUAGUAAUAUUUUACCUAAUUUGGCUUGUCAAUACUUCAGAAAGUAUAAGAAGCGAAGAAGGUACUUUAUUAGACCUUAUUUGUUGGCCAGAUGGUAAUGCCAUUCCAGUUAUCAUAGGAUGUGGAUCUAUAAUGGCUGUCGUUAUAGAGUUGUACGGCUUAUAUCAGCUGUUCAAAGCUGGACUAUCGAAAAAAGAAUACAAUGUCGUAAACGGAUUGUUUUAUUAUGUUUGGGCGCUUAUUAUCAUGGUUAUUUUAUUUCUUGCUAUCAUUUUUUACUCUGGUCUACAAUCAACCAUAAUCAGAGCUAAAAUCAAGGGAGGGAUAACGAAGGCAAUGUUUAGGUAUUCAAGUCAUCUACCUUCCAAAGUCGCCAUUGAUCGACUACAAACUCGCUUCCAUUGCUGCGGCCGUGUAAACUAUCAGGAAUGGUUUUACAUCCCUUGGUUUAUGAAUGAAGAAAAUACGGAACGAAAUAAAAUCAUUAAUCAUAAAUUUAUUGCGGAUAACGUACCGUAUAGUUGUUGUUCGACGGAUGAAUUGUAUCCUUGUAUUCAUCAUGGGGUGAUGCAAGAGGGUACCAUUUAUAAAUAUAAUCCCAAGAAACAAUUAACUAUAUGGCAAGCUGGUUGUGAAGAAAAAUUAAUUAGCGAAAUGAUGUCAGUGUCCUGGAGAUUCAACGCCGUAAUGUCACUUAUAAUUAUGGCAAUGAUUUUACAAGUGAUAGCGGUUCGUUAUCUUCACACCGCGUACAGAAACGGAUUGCAUGUCGGUAACAAAAUCACGUGCCAAGCUUACUUGCUCCGUUCGACCACUGACACUGAGCUGCCUAAGUUACCGGUCAAAAGAAAGUUGUUCCGUAAGAGGAAGCCUCGGCAAGCGCGUACUUUGCAGUGGAUCACGUCGUAUAGCACUACGAGAAAACUGAUACAGUCGUCAAAAUCUGAGAACAGCUCCGAUGAAAUGCUGAAGCCUAUAUGUGAAUAA